Messenger RNA from Iphiclides podalirius (scarce swallowtail), 882 nucleotides. Lineage: Eukaryota; Metazoa; Arthropoda; Insecta; Lepidoptera; Papilionidae. The record is from the annotation of a GenBank genome assembly.
AUGAUGGCGUUCCUGCAGAACCGCUCCAUAUCGCUGGUGGACAUGUACAUCGACAACUCGGAGCCGUCGGAGAACGUCGGGCAGAUACAUUUCUCGCUCGAGUACGACUUCCAGAACACAACCCUGAUAUUGAAAAUCAUACAGGGCAAGGAGCUACCUGCUAAGGACUUGAGCGGCACCUCAGACCCCUACGUUCGCGUCACCCUGCUCCCUGACAAGAAGCACCGCUUGGAGACCAAGAUCAAGAGGCGCACUCUGAACCCGCGUUGGAACGAGACUUUCUACUUCGAAGGCUUCCCGAUACAGAAGCUUCAGAGCCGGGUUCUGCAUCUCCACGUAUUCGAUUACGACCGCUUCUCUCGAGAUGAUUCAAUUGGAGAAGUAUUCUUGCCGCUAUGCCAGGUGGAUCUGAGCGAAAAACCAUCGUUCUGGAAAGCUCUGAAACCACCAGCCAAGGAUAAAUGUGGAGAACUACUCACCUCCCUCUGCUACCACCCUAGCAACAGCGUGCUUACAUUGACACUCCUGAAAGCACGCAACUUGAAGGCCAAAGACAUCAACGGGAAAUCAGAUCCAUACGUAAAGGUCUGGCUGCAGUUUGGCGACAAGCGCAUUGAGAAGCGCAAGACGGCGAUCUUCAAGUGCACCCUGAACCCCGUCUUCAACGACUCCUUCUCCUUCAAUGUGCCAUGGGAGAAGAUAAGGGAGUGCUCUCUCGACGUCCAGGUCAUGGAUUUCGACAAUAUCGGUCGCAAUGAGCUCAUCGGCAGAAUACUCUUGGCCGGUAAAAAUGGGUCUGGAGCAACUGAAACCAAGCACUGGCAGGACAUGAUCACUAAGCCACGGCAGACCAUCGUACAGUGGCACCGUCUGAAACCGGAG